Closterium sp. Naga37s-1 is the source of this 7539-nucleotide messenger RNA. NCBI's taxonomy places the organism in Eukaryota, Viridiplantae, Streptophyta, Zygnematophyceae, Desmidiales, Closteriaceae. The record is from the annotation of a GenBank genome assembly.
AUGACGCGUAGGAAUGGGCGAGUAGAAAACUCCGACCCAGCAGGCAUGGCGUCCGCGUCCAAUGCGCCGGACGCCAAGGACGGCUACAGCGGGGGUGCUGCUCUCCCUGCUGUCUCCUCCACCUCAUUCAACUCUGUUAGCUCCAUGGACAGCAGCCUCGCGGAAGCACAGUCGCACCGCCAACCCCGAGACGCCAUGACAGCGGCGGGGUGGGAGCGGGAGCGGGGGGGCGGCGGGUCGUCGGCGGGGAGGGCGCACGUGGAGCAGGCGAUGCAGCUGCGGGACGCGAUCGAGAAGAAGGUCGCGCGCAAAGAGGCCGCGCUCAAGGAGUGCAUGCGCGAGCUGCGGCGGGUGCGCGAGGAGCAGGCGCGGCGCAUCCAGGAGGCGAUCGCGGAGAAGACGCGCGAGUGGGAGGCGCAGUACGUGGAGCUGGAGGCGCGGCUCAAGGGCAUGGACGAGCAGCUGGCGGAAGCUAGCGCGGAGAUGGAUGCGAUGCAGGUGGUGCUUGAAGACAGACAGAUUCUCAUUAGUGAUCUAGAGCGCGAGAUGCAGCGGUUGAAAGAUGUCGCGGAUGAGGCGGAGGUGGAGAAGCGGAGGCUGGGGGGUAGGGUGAAGGAGUUGGAGGGGAGAGGGGGCGGGGGUGUGGGAGGGGAGGGGGAUGGCGGUGCGGAGGUGCGCGGGUUGAGGGAGGAGGUUGAGAUGUGGAGGAGGAGGUGGGAGGAGAGGGAGGUGGAGGGGAGGCGGAUGGAGGAGAGAGUGAGGAGGUUGGGGGAGGAGGAGCGGACACGGGAGGGGGAGGUGAGAGCGGCGGAGGAGGAGGCGGAGGGGUGGAGGAAGAGGUGGGAGGAGGCGGAGGGUGAGUUGAAGGUGGAGAGGAGGCGCGCGGAGGAGGCGGGCGCGGAGAGGGAUGAGCGGGACGCGACGCUCCGGGUGAUGCGCGGACAGGUGGAGCAGUGGAAGCGGCGGUAUGAGGAGACGGAGGGGGGCGCGGGGGAGCUGCGGGAGAAGCUGCGGCGGAUGGAGGCGGAGAUAGAGGAGCGGAGGGCGCAGGCGGCGGAGGAGGAGCGCACGCAGGCUGAGAGGCGGGAAAGCGUGAGGCGGGAGGGGGAAGUGGAGGAGGAGGCGCGGAGAGGGGAGGCGGAGAAGGAGUUGGCUCGGCUGGGGGAGAGGUGCGCGGAGCUUGAGGAGAUGGUGAGGCGCGCGGAGGGGGAGCGGGAAGAGGCGCGGAAGGAGGUUGUGCGCGCCAAGGGGGAGCGGGACGGGAUGGCGGACGUGCGGGAUAGGAUGGUGGCGGAGUGGGAGAGCAUGCGCGUGGAGCUGCAGCGCGCGCAGGAGGAAGGGGGGAAGCUGCGGGAGGAGGUGGAGAGGGCGGAAGAGGGAAGGCGGAAGGCGGAGGAGCAGAUGGAGGCAGCUGUGCGGGAGAGGGAGAGAGUGAGGGCGGAAGUGAGUGGGGAGAGAGGCGAGGAGGAGGAGCGGUUGAGAGCGGUGAUGGAAGAGAGGGACGAGUUAAGGGAGGAGGUGCAGCAGCUGAAAGAGGAGUGGGAUGCGAUGAGGGUGGAGCGAGAGAGUGUGGGGAAAGAGAGGGAGGAGGUGAGGGAGAGAUUGAGGAGAAUGGAGGCGGAGGAAAGGGAGAGGGUACAGGGGGAGAAGGAAGAGAGGGAGAAGCUUGAGGAGGAGGUUGCGAGGGUGAGAGAGGAGUGGGAGCGAGUGAGGGAGGAGAGAGACGGGCUCCGAGACGAGGUGGAGGGACUGAUGCGAGUGAGGGAGAGGGAUGUCGGGGAGAAGGAGGGAGUGAAGGAGGUGAGGGGAGUUCUGGACAGGGAGAGGCAGGAAUGGGAAGGUGAGCGCGCGCAGUGGAAGAGCAGGGCGGAAGAGUGGGAGCGAGAGAGCGAGAAGUGGGCGGAGGAGAGACGUGCGUUAGAAGAGGAGGUGGAGAGGGUGAGUGGGGAGUUGGGACGUGCGCAGGAGGAGAGGGAGCGGUGGAGGGAGGCGGUGGAGCAGGGGGAGGAGGAGAAGGCGCACUUGACGCGCAUGGUGGCUGCGCUGCAGGAAGGGGAGGGUGAGGUGGCACGGUCUGUGCGCAGGGACGUUCAGAGAGACGCGCAGAGGGAGGUGGAUGCUGCGAGAGAGGAGGUGAGACGGCUGGAGGCGGAGUGUGAGAGAGUGAGGGAGGAGUGUGAGAGAGUGAGGGGGGAAAGGGAGAGGAUGAGGGCGGAGAAGGAGGCGGCGGAGAUAGAGAUGGAGGGGGAGAGAGGGGAGUGGGAGGGGGUGAGGGAGGAGAGGGACGAGGCGCGGAGGGAGAGGGAUGCUCUUGUGGAGGAGAGGGAGGCGUGGCGGAAGGAGGGAGAGGCGGUGAGGGAGGAGCGCGAUGAUGCAGUGCGGGGCAGGGAAAUGCUUCUGGCGCGAGUGGCUCAACUGGAGGAGGACAGUGGCAGGGUCGCGAGGGGUGUGGAGGAGGAGAGGGAGCGAGCGGUGAGGGAGAGAGAUGGAGCGGUGGAGGAGAGGGGGAAGGUGGAGCGGGAGAAGGAGAGGGUGAUGGAAGAGUUGGUGGUGUUGAGGGAGGAGUGUGGGAGACUGAGUGAGGAGAGUGAGCGGAUGCAUGAGGAGAAGGAGCGGUGGCAGAGGGAGAGCGAGCGAGUGAGGGAGGAGUGUGAGCGGCUGAGAGGGGAGAUUGACGGGGUGAAGGAGGAGCUGGAUAGGCUGGGAGAGGAGUGUGAGAGGCUGCGAGAAGAGAGCGAGAGAGUGAGGGAGGAGAGCGAGCGAGCGAGGGAGGAGAAUGAGCGAGUAAGGGAGGAGAACGAGGAGGUGAAGACUGAGAUGGCGAAGGUGAGGGAAGAGAGUGAGAGAGUGAAGGAGGAGAGGGAUAGGCUGAAGGAGGAGUGCGAAGCUGCGAGGAACGAGAGGGAGUGGGCAAGGGAGGAGCGGGAUCAGGUGAAGACGCUCAUGUCAGGGCUGGAGAAGCAGCAGCAGCAGCAGCAGCGGGAGGGCGAGGCGGAGGAGGGUGAGGCGCGAGAGGCAGUGCAGCGCGUGCGGGAGGAGCGGGACGCACUCAAGGGCGAGCUGGAGCGCGUGCGGGAGGAGUGGGAGGUGAUGCGCGAGGAGCGCGAGGGCAUGCAGGAGGAGCGCGACGUGAGCGUGAAGAACGCGGCGCGGCUCAUGGACGAGCUGGAGGCCGUGCAGCGCCGCGUGGCCCACACGCACGAGCAGCUCUCCGCUGUCUCCGCCACCGUUGCCCGCCUGCAGGGCGAGCUGGCGGUUGCAGAGGAGGAGCGGCGCAAGGCGGAGAGACAGGCGGAGGAGGAGCGGGAGGGGAGGGUGGAGGUGGAGAGGGAGUUGCAGCGCGUGUGUGAGGAGAAGGUGAGGAUGGAGGAGGAGGUGGAGGGCGCGGUGAGGAGGGCGCGGGAUGCGGAGGAGCUGGCGGCGCAGCACAAGGUGACUGCGGAGGUGGCUGCUGCGCUUGCGGAAGAGGCGGCUGCGAGAGCGGCGGAGCUGGAAGAGGUGAUUCACGCUGGAGGAGGGGGUGGGGGGGGAGGGGAGAAUAGUGGGCGCGGGGAGGAUGGGCGGGACGGGCGGGAUGGGAGUGAGAGAGGAGGGGAUGGAGGAGAGCGGGGAGGAGGAGGCAGUGGUGGUGGUGGUGGAGAGAGGGCACGGCAGGAGGCGGAGCAGCGGGCAGAGCAGCGGGAGCAGGAGCGGGAGGAGGAGGCGCAGGAGAUGGAGUGGGCGCUGCAGGAGGCGAGGGAACGCAUAGCACAGCUGCAAGGGGACCUGGAGCAGGCGCGCGCUGAGAACGAGGCUGUGGAUGCUGAGCUGGCAGCCGUGGAGGACAUGGUGCUCCAGCUCACCGACAGCCUGGCGGAUAAGGAGCGGUUCCGCGCUGAGCUGGAGGCGGCGAAUGCACGCAUGGCAGAGGUGGAGGGUGACGUGGCGAGCUGGAGGGAGAGAGCAAUGGGGCUGGAGAGGGAACUGGAGGAGGAGAGGAGGAGAGGGAGAGAGAGAGAGGAGGGAGGAGGAGGCGGAUCCGGCACUCAGAGUGGGAGGUCGCAGCGGGAAGUUGAAGCUGAGCUGGCGGCAGCGCAAGCCAGGCUGGCAAGCAUGGGUGGCGAGCUGGACACGUGGCGCGAGACAACAGCCUCUCUGAACGCCAGCCUGGCAGAAGCGCAGCGGCGGAUCGAGGAGCUGGUGGCAGUGGAGGCAGAGGCGGGCGAGCUGAGCCAGCAGCUGGCAGAGGCACGGGAGAGGAUAGGUGAGCUGGACGAGGCAGUGGCUGCGGUGGAGAGAGAGAAGCAGCAGGUGGAGGAGGACAUGAGCCAGACCCGCACCGCGUUCACUGAGGUGGCCACUAAGGUGAUGCACACCAUGCAGCAUAACGAGGAGCUUAAGCUGGAGUUAGCUGCGAUUAAGGCACAGGGGGGAGCGGGAGGGGGAGGGAAGGGGAGGUUGAUUGAGGGUGGGGGUGGGGAGGGGAAUGGAGAUGGGGAAGGGGGUCAGGCGCUGGCGCUGGUUUCGAGGCAGGGUGGCGGGUCGCUGGGGGAGCGGCAGAGCAGCAGUGGCAGCCGCGGCAGUGGCACCGGUGGCAGCAAGGCUGGUGCGAAGACUGCUGCCGGUGGUGGUGCUGGCAGCGGGGGCGGAGAGAGGAGCUCUAACGAGGUGGAAGCACUGGAGAAGCAGGUGGAGGAGCUGAGAGCAGCAGCGAGAGAGAUGGAAGCGGCAGCAGCAGGUGCGAGCAGCUGGGCACGCGAGGUGGAAGCUCGUCUGGUAGAGGAGAGCGCAGCACGGGAGGCAGCAGAGGCGGAGGCGGCGCGUGCCAAGGCGGAAGUGGGGCUGGUGAAAAUGCGGCUGGCAGCGGCAGUGGAGCGAGCGAGCGUGCUGGAGGGGUGUUUGCUGGAGACGGAGCAUCGAGUGUCGGACGUGAGGCGAAACAUCAUCUCGGCACACCACCGCAAGAUGGCCGCGGAUAUGGAGCAAGCUCUCUCCGCUGCUGCCAGUGUUGGGGUUGGCUCCAGUGGUGCUGGUGGUGCCAGGGGCGCUGCCUCGAAUCUGCUGGCGCUGCCUGCUCCUCCGCCUGCCUCCUUUGCCCCGACCGCUGCUGUUGUGGGAGCAGUGGCAGGCGGAGGUGCAGGCGAGUCGCCGUCCGUUGUAUCUGCACCAGCUGUGGCUGUUUCUCCGGGGGGUGGUGGCUCUGUCUUGCCUGCUGCUGGUGCCGCCGCAUCAGUACCGGCAGCACCAGCGGCGUCCCUCUCCUCCUGCUCGUCCGAUGCCAACACUCCCCGUGAUGAGCCACUACCGGCACCCACACCAUCUCUGAACGGGCGGCUGAUGGCGCUGGUGGAGGAGCUGCAGGCAGAGAAGGCGGAGAGGCAGGCUGCUGUCUCCAUGCUGCAACACCAGAUGCACCACGGCAGGUGUGUGCCUGCCCCCCCCGCGCCCAUGCUCCACUGCAGAUGGCCCCACCCGUGCUCCACACUGCAGGUAGUCUACUGCCCAUGCAUCAGCUUCUGCCUUUCAACCACUGCCCCAUCGCACUCCAGCCCUCUGCCCCGCAUGCUCUCUUCACCUUGUGUGCGCCCUUGUCUCCCCGGAAGCAGGCUGGUAGCGCAGCAGCACAUGGAGGGCGGCAACGUGUCAUCGCCGUCCAUCUCCUCCUUCACCGAUGCCACGGCCGACUCGCCCUUUGACCCCACGCACCGCCUCAUGCAGUUGGUGGCUUCGAUUGAACACCAAGUUGGUACCAUAGUGAGUCGAGGUGAUCUCCUACAAACAUUCACCUCGCCUCCACUCUUGCUCUGCCCUACUCUACCCUUGCUCUGGCCCCCUCUUGCUGCUCCUGUCUUGUUGCCCCCCCCUCUUCCUGCCCCUACCCUUGCUGCCGAACCCCUUGCUGACCUUUUGUUCCUGCUCCUACCCUUGUUUCCUCGUCUAUUUCUGCGCCCACCCUUCCUGCCCCCUGUGCCUGUCUCCCCCUUCCCCACAUCUGGUAUUCUCAACCGGCAGUCGGCAGGAGCAUCAACCUUCUAUACAACAUCGCCCCUCCUGCACCACCACAACCCCAACAACCCCAACUCGCCCUUCUUCCUCCACCCCUACACCCACUCCUCCAUCCUCCCCUCCUCAGCCCUCCCCCACGACCCCCACAUGAGGCCCUUCUUUCUCCCAGCGUCCCCUGCUGCUGCCGACGCCUCCUCUCUCCUGCACCCGACAGGAGGGUCCACAUCCCUCUCUGCUUCAGCUGCUGCCGCUGCUGCUGCAGUAUCAGCAGGGAAUGGUGCUGACAUGGCACUUGCAGCGCCAGGUGGCAUGGGGUCGUCAGCGCUGCUUGCCUCGCUGGCAGCUCAGAGGGAGGCCCGGGGUGGGGGUGCAUCUGGAACGUCCCUUUUGAUCCACCACACGGGGCUGUCUCAACAGCAGCAGCUGCAGUCACAGCAGCAGCAGCAGCAGGGGAGGCAGCGAGCAGCAUCACCCACAUCUCGGAUCCUCUUUCCAGAUGCCUCCUCUCCUGCUUCUGCCUCGACUGCAGCUCCUCAAACCACCACCACAGGCCGUGGUGCUGUGCGUGGUUCGGCCAGCACUGGUGGCUCUGGCACCGCACUGCACCGCACCGCAGGCGCCUCUGGCUCGGGCAACAGCAGUGGACGAGGAGGUUCGGACUCCAGGGGACUUAGAGGCGCCACUGCCUCCUCUUCUGCUGCUGCUGCUGCUGCUGCUGGCAUGGGCAGCAGCAGGCGAAGCACAACACCAGGGAGAAGCACAGGCGGUGCGGGUGCGGGUGGUGGUGCAGGUGGUGCAGGGAACGGUGUGGGGCCUGGGCACGCUCGUAGGACCGCGUCCCAGCCCAUGGCAUCCACAUCGCAUCUCCAAUCGCUGCAGCAGCAGAGAGCACGGCGGAAGACAACACCGGAAGUAGCAGCAGGGGGGGGGGGAACAGGCAGCAGCAGUGGCACCGCAGCGAAUCGCAGCCACCUGUCACCGUCCCCGUCACCACGAGCAUCGGCAUCAGCCUUGACAUCGGCAUCAGGCUCGGCACCAGCCUCGGCAUCAGCAGCAGCGGUGCAAGGGCCUGGUGUGCGGCGGGACUUCUUCACAUCAAUGGAUUCGUUAGUGGAGCGUAUGGAGCGAGACGAGGCCUCUGAUACUGACAGCUCCUUCACCCGCACUCUCUCCGUCGCCUCCUCCUCCCUGCUCACCGACCCCCACACUGCUGCUGCUGCUGCCGGUGCUGCGUCUGCGAGGGCGAACGGAGGCGGCAGCAGUGGAGGAGCGAUAAGCCCUGGUGCGACUAGGUUGGGUGGGGUGAUGGAAGGUGUGGGAGGGUCAGGAUCGCUGGUGCCAGCAGCUGGCUGGGCCGGUCCACCUGGCAGCAGGGCAAGGCCGAUAGGGUCCGGAGGUAUAGGCUCUGGGAGGGCGGCAGGGGUUGGUGGGGGUGUGGCAGGGGCAGGCGAGUGGUCGGGUGGGAGGGGUGGGGCGGGAGUGCGUGGGAAUCGAGGUGGGGUUGGGGGUAAUGGUGGUGUUCGAAGCGGUGGUGGUGGGUCUCUGGGUAAGUGA